AUGAAAGACACCAAAAAUUUGCUAGAAGUCGUGAAGACUGUUGAGCCAGAUGGACUUAUUGGUGCCUCAACCGUUGCUGGCUCAUUUUCGGAAGAGGUCAUUACCGAAAUGGCUAGAAUCAAUGCACGGCCAAUUAUCUUCGCUCUCUCAAAUCCAACAAGUAAAGCCGAAUGCACGGCUGAAGAUGCUUACAGAAUAACUAAUGGAUCAGUAUUAUUCGCUUCGGGAUCACCAUUUGAAAACUUUGAGAUUGAUGGGAGGAUAUUCAAACCAGGACAAGGAAAUAACUCCUACAUAUUCCCUGGAGUAGCCCUCGCUGCAAUUCUAUUCAAAGCAAAGCACAUUCCCGACAAGGCAUUUUUGCUUGCUGCACGGCGUUGCUCCAAUUUCGUGUCAGAAAAAUCAUUGCAAACUUACGCACGACUAUACCCACGUUUGAAGGAUAUUCGAGAGCUCUCAGUGCAGAUAGCUAUCGAUGUUGGCGAUUAUCUGUACAAGCAUGAUCUGGCCACACUGCAUCCAGAACCAGAGAAUAAGGUAAGACGACUUUUCUUGGCUUGCUUGUGGUGACU
Molecule: messenger RNA, 572 nt
Organism: Cylicostephanus goldi
Lineage: Eukaryota; Metazoa; Nematoda; Chromadorea; Rhabditida; Strongylidae
Source: the annotation of a GenBank genome assembly